UAAAUAAAAUAAAAACAUUUUUUAUAAGUUUCAGUUAUCAAGCUCAUCAGAAAUAAAAAACCAGCUUAAAAGUGCACUUGGAUCAAACGUAAACAAUGAUCUUGAAGCUUGCUUGACUGAAAAUGAUAUGACUAGAGAUGAUGCCUACAACGAAGAAGACAUAAUAAAUAACUUACAUGUGAAACCUGAAAAUGCAGAGAGAACAAGAAAAAAUGGCUGCUGGAUUGCGUGUAUCUUCAAGAAACUAAAUUUAAUGGAAGGAACAAACAUUAAUGAAGCUCAAGUUUAUGCAAAAUUAAAUGAAAAAAUGAAUGAUGGUCCUGAACUAGCCAUAGCACACAAAAUUGCGCAUAAAUGCAUAAAAAAAGCGAACAGUAUUACUCAAGAAUGUGAGAAAGGUUGGUCUCUGAACGUGUGCAUCGCAAAAGCUAUACAUAAAUUAGAGCAACAUAAUGAACAUGACUUAGACCCAGAUACAGAAGACGAAGCAGUAACAGAAGCAGUAACAGAACAAGCUGAAUAAAUACAAAUAAAUGUAAAAAUUGAAUAUCACUCGUAUAAUUAUUAAUACACAUUUAUAAUACACACACAAUAUAAUUUACCUUAAAUAAAUAGAUAUAUAUACGCUCUUGUAUGUACUUUUUCCACUCUUAUUUUUUUGAUUUAAUAAAUAUGCUGCAAAUAUGAGAA
Molecule: messenger RNA, 690 nt
Organism: Temnothorax curvispinosus
Lineage: Eukaryota; Metazoa; Arthropoda; Insecta; Hymenoptera; Formicidae
Exons: 4
Coding region: 128-523 (131 amino acids)
Molecular function (GO): odorant binding
Source: RefSeq, a predicted model, not a curated record